Molecule: messenger RNA, 5821 nt
Organism: Linum tenue
Lineage: Eukaryota; Viridiplantae; Streptophyta; Magnoliopsida; Malpighiales; Linaceae
Source: the annotation of a GenBank genome assembly
AAAUAACCUUUUACAGUCCAGUUUCUCACCAACAAUGGAAAUUCCUUUCUCCAUAAAUCAUGAUAGGAAAUUUGAAAAAUAACUCCAGAAAGCCCGCCAUUCCAGACAACUCUGACCUCCAUGAUGAAAACUUGCGUCACCAGAUUUCAGAUAAUGGCCGGUCGCAGGCUCCUUCACCCGCCAUUUCUCUUCUUUUUCCUUUUCUUUUCCCUCUUUCGCGCCACCACUUCAAACGACACCGUGAACGCAACCCAACCGCUCAAAGACGGCGACGUAUUGGUCUCGGAAACCGGCAAAUUCGCCGUCGGAUUCUUCUCCCCCGGCCGCUCUACCAACCGGUACCUCGGCAUUUGGUUCCACGAAGUUCCCGAGAUAACGGUAGUCUGGGUAGCCAAUGGGAACAAUCCUAUUGCCGCCGGAGACUCCGGAAUCCUCUCAAUCGACUCCACCGGCAAUCUCGUACUCCUCGCCGGCGGCGAGCAGAAUCAGAAUCAAACUAGAACCCAGGUUCCAAUUUGGUCAACCAACGUCUCGGCCAAUCUCGUUUUCAAUUCUCCGCGCUCGGCGCGGAUUCUGGACUCUGGGAAUUUCGCGCUGUUCAGCAGUUCCAAUUCGACGAUUCUGUGGCAGAGCUUUGAUUACCCGACGAACACUUUCCUACCCGGAGCGAAACUCGGGCUGGACCGGGAAUCGGGUCUGGACCGGUUCUUAACCUCGUGGAGGUCCGAGGACGACCCGGGAACCGGGGAAUUCUCGUUUCGGGUCAACCCGAAGGGCUCCCCGCAAUUCUUUUUGUACAAAGACGGGAAACCUUACACUAGAAGCCUCCCUUGGCCGUGGGGGAGCUACGGCGACAUCUUCAACAUCUCGUUCGUGAACAACAGAGAAGAAGGAGCGAUCUUUCAAAUCACCCUGAACGACGAUUCGCUUCUCUUCUGGGAAGUCUUGGAUACGAAGGGGAUCUUGAGGGAGAAAAUCUGGCGAAAGGGCUACGACGGAUGGAAAGAGUACUGGGCGACCCCGACUCAGAAAUGCGAUACGUACAGACGCUGCGGCGGGAAUGGUUUGUGCGAUCCGAGCAAUGACAACACUUUUGAGUGUUCUUGCCUGCCUGGUUAUGAACCCAGGUCGCCGAGAAGCUGGCGAUUGUUCGAUGGGUCCGGUGGGUGCGUUAGGAAGCCAUCGAAAUUGGGAUCGAAAUUGGAAUUGGAAUUGGGAACUUCGGAUGGGUUUUGUGGGGCGGGAGAAGGGUUUGUUAGAGUGCCGAAGGUGAAGGUUCCGGAUAGUUCACGAGCAGUUUGGAUUGGAAAGGAAGAUGGCUGGGAACUGAGCUGCGAACGCGAGUGCAGGAAGAACUGUUCAUGUUCUGCGUAUACUGAAAUAGAUGCUGCUUUGAAGGGCAAAGGUUGCUUGUUAUGGUAUGGAGAACUGGUGGAUACAGUGUAUUUCCCUGCCAGUUCCCAGGAUUUGUAUGUUCGUGUUGAUGCAGAGGAAUUUGCUAACUAUCAGGGUGGAUUGAACGAUUCGCUUGAGUUGAAGUUGAAGUUGAGCAUUCUUCUGCCAUCUAUUGGUUCAGCAUGGCUUCUUGUUAUCGUGUUUGCCUUCUUUUGGCUCAGGAAGUGGCGAAGCAGGUCAGAUGAUACCUUGGUGUGUUUGAGGACAGUAAAGAAGAGAAGGAUCAGAAAUUUAUUCCAUCCAGAUAAUGGUUCAAACCACUUCAAUGAUUCUGUGGUUGGGGAGGAAAUGGAGGGUCAUUCAGUAUACCCUGAGUUGCCAUUCUUCAACGUCAAUGCCAUUCGAGCUGCUACCAACAAUUUUUCUCCAGCUAACACGCUUGGAAGAGGAGGUUUUGGCUCUGUACACAAGGGGAGACUACCGAAUGGACAAGAAGUUGCAGUGAAACGGCUGAGCAAAAAUUCAAGGCAAGGCCUUGAACAAUUCAGGAAUGAAGUCCUAUUGAUUGCAAAACUCCAACACCGGAAUCUUGUGAAGCUCCAUGGAUGCUGCAUCGAGGACGAAGAGCAAAUGCUAAUUUAUGAGUACUUGCCCAACAGAAGUUUGGACCUUUUUCUUUUUGAUCGAACAGGAUGCAGAGUAUUGGAUUGGACAAGGCGUUUCAAUAUCAUAGUUGGCAUUGCACGUGGAAUAUUGUAUCUUCAUCAGGAUUCGAGGUUCCGAAUCAUCCAUCGAGACUUGAAAACCAGCAAUAUUCUCCUGGAUGGAGAUCUGAACCCCAAGAUCUCAGAUUUCGGCAUGGCUAAGAUACUCGAGGCUGACAAAGUUUAUGGGAAGACGGCCGGCAUUGGUGGAACUUAUGGUUACAUGUCACCAGAGUACGCAGUGUUCGGGAAAUUUUCUGAAAAGUCUGAUGUUUUCAGUUUCGGUGUCAUAUUGCUUGAGACAAUAACCGGCAAGAGGAUCAAUAGAAUCUACUCAGAAGAUGACAACUUGAAUUUGAUAACCUAUGUAUGGGAGCACUGGAAGGAAGACAAAGGAUUAGAGGUCGUGGAUUCUUCGAUGGAGGGUUCUUUCAAUGCUCAGGAAGUUUUGAAAUGCAUCCACAUUGGGUUGUUAUGUGUAGAGGAAGAUUUUCGAGAUCGACCUAAUAUGUCGACGACGGUUCUUAUGCUGAACACUGCUAUGCCUCUUCCUCGCCCCAAGCAACCUGGGUUUCACGGUACAAGCUGCUUCAACAAAUCCAGAGCAGCAGAAGGAUCAUGCUCUGUGAACGAGUUCAUAACCAUCGAUCACCAUGGUCGAAAUUCGCGCCAAAGCAACUUCCUUAUAAUGGGCGGGAAAAUCAUUCUCCUCCCGCCAUUUAUCUUCUUCUUCCUCUUUCGCGCGGCCGCUGGCAACGAUACCGUAACCUCAACACAACCACUCAGAGACGGCGACGUUUUGGUCUCCGAAACUGGUAAAUUCGCUCUCGGAUUCUUCUCCCCUGGCCGUUCUUCCAACAGAUACCUCGGCAUUUGGUUCUACCAAGUUCCCCGGCAAUCCGUCGUCUGGGUAGCCAACCGGAACAACCCCAUCGCCGCCGGCGAUUCCGGAAUCCUCUCAAUCGAUGAUGCCACCGGCAAUCUCGUCCUUCACGAACGAAAUAAAAUUCCUAUUUGGUCAACCAACGUCUCGGCCAAGCUCGAUUCUCUGCCCUUUGCGCGGAUUCUGGAUUCAGGGAAUUUCGCGUUGUUCAGUAAUCAAAAUUCGACGGUGGUUCUCUGGCAGAGCGUGGAUUACCCAACAAACACAUACCUACCGGGAGCGAAGCUCGGGUUGGAUCGGAAAUUGGGCCUGGAGCGGUUCAUAACCUCAUGGAGAUCUGAGGACGACCCGGGAACAGGGCAAUUCUCGUUCCGGGUGAACCCGAAGGGUUCCCCGCAAGUCUUCCACUACAGAGGGGAAGGAAGGAAAACCCCUUACGCCAGAAGCUUCCCCUGGCCGUGGAAAAGCUUCACCGACAUUUUCAACGGCUCGUUCAUCAACAACGAAGACGAAGUUUCCUUCUCCAUUUUCUUGACUGAAGAAGAUUCUUUUCUCUUCUGGGUAGCUAUAGAUCCGGCCGGGAUCCUCCGGGAGAAGAUCUGGCGAAAGGGUUACGACGAUUGGAAGGAGUAUUGGGCGACCCCGACUCAGAAAUGCGAUUCGUACGGACGUUGCGGCCCCAAUGGUGUGUGCGAUCCCAGUAAUGGCAACGCUUAUGAGUGUUCUUGCUUACCUGGAUAUGAACCCAGUUCGCCGCGAAGCUGGCGAUUGUUUGAUGGGUCUGGUGGGUGUGUCAGGAAAAGGUUGCGAAAUUCUGAUGGGUUUUGUGGGCUGGGAGAAGGGUUCGUGAGAAUGCUGAAGGUGAAGGUUCCUGAUACUUCAGGAGCCGUUUGGAUUGACAGGCGUGGCGGUGGUAGUGAAGUAAGCUGUGGGCGUGAGUGCAGGAAAAACUGUUCUUGCUCUGCGUAUGCUGAAAUGGAUGGUGCUGGAGAUGAGAGUGUUUGCAUGUUAUGGUAUGGAGACUUGGUGGAUACUGUGUAUUUCCCUGUGACUUCCCAAGAUCUGUAUGUUCGAGUUGAUGCAGUUGAAUUUGCUCAUUAUCAGGCAGGAGUAAUCGACACUGCUGAGCUGAGGUUGAAAUUGAGCAUUGUCCUGCCAUCUGUUGCUUCAACCUGGACAGCAAAGAGGAGAAGGAUCAGAAAUUUGUUCCAUCCAAAUGAUGGUUCAAGUCGAUCCACUGUUCAUGUGAUGACAGAGGAAACGGAUGGAAGUUCAGCGUAUCCCGAGCUGCCAUUUUUCAGCUUCAGCACCAUUCGUGCUGCUACCAACAAUUUUUCCUCAGCUAACAAGGUUGGACAAGGAGGGUUUGGCGUUGUGUUCAAGGGGAGACUACCUAGUGGACAAGAUAUCGCUGUUAAAAGGCUUAGCGAAAAAUCAAGCCAAGGCCAGGAACAGUUCAGGAAUGAAGUACUGUUGAUUGCAAAGCUCCAACAUAGGAACCUUGUUAAGCUCUAUGGAUGUUGCAUUGAGGAAGAAGAACACAUUCUGGUUUAUGAGUACUUGCCUAAUAAAAGUUUGAACCGUUUUCUUUUUGAUCGGAAACAAGGAGCAACAUUGGAUUGGAGGACACGCUUCGACAUCAUAAUUGGUAUUGCACGAGGAAUCUUGUAUCUUCAUCAGGAUUCGAGGUUCAGAAUCAUUCAUCGAGACUUGAAAACCAGCAACAUUCUCCUAGAUGAAGAGCUUAACCCCAAAAUUUCAGAUUUCGGCUUGGCUAUGGUUCUUGAAGCCGACCGUUGUCAUGGGAAGGCAGCCAACAUCGGAGGAACUAUUGGUUACAUGUCGCCAGAGUACGCAGUGCAAGGUGUAUACUCUGAAAAAUCCGAUGUCUUUAGUUUCGGGGUCAUAGUGAUUGAAAUGGUAACCGGCAUGAAGAUCACUAGACGCUUUGAAGGAGAUGAAAACAUGAGCUUAAUAGCCCACGUGUGGACGCUAUGGAAGGAAGACAGAGCGAUGGAGGUUGUGGAUUCAUCAAUGGUGGGGGGAAUGCACAAUGCUGAGGAAGUAUUGAGGUGCAUCCAAAUUGGGCUGUUAUGCAUGGAGGAAAAUGUCGAGGAUCGACCUAAUAUGAUGACAGUGGUUAUUAUGUUGAACAGUGCAAUGCCUCUUCCUCGUCCCAAACAACCUGCGUUUGCCGGUGGCAGCAGCUGCUUGAACCAUCAACCUGCAGGAGGAACGCAUGCCUCAUGUUCUGUAAACGACCUGACCCUGACAGGAGUCAUGAUACGCUGAUUCUUCGUGGCUGCAGUUGGGAAAACAUGGUUGAUGUUUGUUUGUCCACCUUUCCACUGGAUAUGCGCUCUAUCGCGCUACUGUGGCGUAUUUGGAAGUCGCGAAACUUGGUGGUAUUUGUAUGGACUGAGGCGAGAAUGGAUCGGGGUGCCUGCUUGUAGUGACUGAGCUCUGGUACGGGUGGAUGGUUCAGUCGGAAUAGGCACGAGCUUGGAAAUAGCAUCCAUUGUUUGUUCGUUUGAUGGUGCAAUUCGUGCAGGAUCUCAUUCUGCGUUAGAUCUGGUGUUGAAGGAUGAUCAAGGACCAUUUCCAUGAGAAGUUGGUAGCUCUUCCCGAUGCUUUUAGAUGGUGCGUUGAUUUGGGAUUGCAGGGCUAGGAAGUGGUUCUUGAAGGUGACGAAAAGGUGGUGAUUCAGCAGAGUUGGCGCAAUUCAUUCAAGAUGUGAUCUUUGAAGAGACUCGGGGUCUAUGCGAGUCUUGACCGAUUUGGCGAAUUCAUUGCCUUUGGGAUAAUAGGUAACCUGAUUGGUUAAUUUGAUUGACCAAUU